GAAACAUGUCUUUGAUGUAAUAUUUCUAUCCGGACCUCGGAUUAUCCGAUAUUUGGAUAGUUGAUACUCGAAUAAUCGAGGUUCCUCUGAAUUUUGAGUAGAGGAGCCUGAGGGAGGAUCUGAAGUAUGUAAAGUUAUGAGAGGCAGAGAUGCACAGAUUUAAGAGAGUUGGUAAAACACGCAUUGGGUAACAGGAGGAGGAGGGCCAUGCUCACAGCAGCGACUUAUUCUGUUUGAGAGUCUCACGGGGCCGCGACCUUGGACGGAAUUACAAAAGGAGAAAGUGGGAGGGCGGCCCGAGCUUUCGCUGGGGAGCAUUCGCAUCGGCACGGUGGGCUGAAUGGCCUUUACGGUUUCAAACGUGAUUGAUUCGUUUCGUUAUCAAUAAGAGGCUUUGAAAGUACUGAAGAUUUCUUUAUUAAUUCAAACCUGUUGUAUCUCUUUGCUGCUUGGCGCCGAGAUUCCGCGGAAGCAGCUGCGGCCUAAGCGGACCUGAAGCCUGGGGCUGGGAUUUUGCCAAUUGCGGGCUCAAUGCAGCAAACCUCCGGGCCUGAAGCGGGAAAUGAUCGGUUUGUUCUCGUUGCCAUUUUAGACAAUGUGCGGCAUUUGUCGAAUCUGCUCAAAGCCGUUCAUUUCCGAGACCAGGCGACGGUCUUCGCCUCCGCGAAUGGCAUCAGGGUGACGGUUGAAGCCGCCAAGAGCGUUCAGGGUAACGCGUUCAUCCAGGCAUGUAUUUUUCAAGAAUUUCGAAUUGAGGAGGACUCUGUGAUGUUUGUAGUAAACCUAACAGUUCUUCUUGAUUGUCUCUCAAUAUUUAGUGCAAGUUCCCUGCCAGGAAUGACAACAGCCCUGAAGAUGUGUUACCGUGGAUAUGGAAACCCAUUGACACUGUUUCUGGAGGAGAGUGGUGUGGUAACAGUUUGUAAGAUUCAGACUCAGGAACCAGAGGAAACUCUUGACUUUGACUUCUGUAGCACAAAUGUUGUAAAUAAAAUAAUUCUGCAGUCAGAAAGCCUUCGGGAGGCCUUUGCCGAGCUUGAUAUGAGCAGCGAGGUGCUGCAGAUCACAAUGUCUCCAGAAAAACCCAAUUUCAGGUUAUCUACUUUUGGGAAUGCUGGAAGCAUACACUGUGAUUAUCCGAAAGACUCUGAUAUGAUUGAGGCAUUCCAUUGCAACCAGACCCAAUGUAAUAGAUAUAAAAUUUCAUUACUGAAGCCAUCUAUUAAGGCCUUGGCUCUGUCCUGUAAAGUUUCGCUCCGUACAGAUAACCGUGGAUUUCUCUCCUUACAAUAUAUGAUCCGGAAUGAAGAUGGACAGAUCUGCUUUGUAGAAUAUUACUGUUGUCCCGAUGAAGAGGUUGGAGAGUUUGAUACAUGAUGUGCAGCCAUUUGUCUUUCUGUUUGUCAAAGGAACAUAGGAACUGGAGUAGGUCAUUCAGCCCCUUGAAUCUGCUUCACCUUUCAAUAAGAUCAUGUGACCUAUGGUUUGCCUUGGGCCCAUAUCCCAAUUUAAAACUAACAAUGGCUGUUUGAGGAAGUGAGUUCCAAACCUUCACUAUUCUUUGCAUGUACAAGUGUUUUCUAACAUCUCUCCUGAAUGGCAUGGCCAUGAUUUUUACAGUAUGCCCCAUGGUUCUAGAAUGUUCAACCCGUCGACAUUGUUUAUCUUUAUCUACCCUGCCUUUCCCUGUUAAUAACUUGAAAACCUUGAUUAUAUCACCCCUUAACCUUCUGAAUUCUAGAGAAAACGGACCUAAUUUGUCUAAUCUCUCCUCAUGACUUAACCUCUGAAUCCAGGUAUCAUAUUUGUAAACUUGCAUUGAACUCUUCUCAGGGGCAAAAUAUCCUUCCUUAGGUAUGAUACUGAGAUUUGCAUUACAUCUUCAAAACUAAGUACCUUUCCUCUUUGCAGAAGCUAAACCCUGAAGCAUUGCCCAGCCUGAAUUUGACUGUUCCUGUCUCCUGAUUCUGCCCCUUAACUUUAGGGUAGUGUAAGUUUAUGUUGAAAUUGUAAUAAAUGUGUCUAUUGUGUUUGAGGUAUAAAUAUGGAACUGUGAAAUUUUUGCAGUAGUUUUGUUGGCUGGUAGAGCUAUGUUGGACAGUGUUGAGGCUUAGGUUUUACUUUCUGAUGUGCAAUACAGAAAGCAUUACUCAGAUCUUCGAGCGCAGAUAGAAGAAAAUAGCUUUGAUACUUAUUUGCCUUUUGGUGGUUGGUGAUGGCUGGGUAGCAAUGGGUUAGAUUGCUGAAGAAGGUAUAUGGCCCAAUAACGACAGUGAUGAGAGAGGGAAGCCAGUAUAUAUUGUCAUUGAAUGAAAUUUGUUUCUUUUAUUUAAAGCGGUCUUGCAGCUUUUUAAUUGAUAAUUUGCCAAUUUAUGCUGUUACAUUGGUAUGACUUGAUGUUGUCAUUUGUUCUAAUAAUGUAAAGUUUGUAAAAGUGUAUUGCUUCAUAGCUGAUUUUAAGAUUGAAGAAACUAAUUUAAUUCACAUAUUGAAAUGCUUGUGACCCUAAUUCUAGCCCAUCCUUUCCAACAUAUUGAAUCUUACAACACAAAAGGUAGUUUGACACAUCGUGCCAAUAUUGGCUCUUUGAAACAGCUAGGACAAAGUGAGGACUGCAGAUGCUGGAGAUCAGAAUCGAGAGUGGGGUUCUGGAAAAGCACAGCAGGUCAGGCAGCAUCUGAGGAGCAGGAGAAUUUAUGUUUCAGGCAUAAUCCUGUUGAAGGUCCUAGGCCCAAAACGUCAAUUCUCCAGCUCCUCAGAUGCUGCCUGACCUGCUGUGCUAUUCCAGCACCACACUCCCGUGUUUGAAACAGCUAUUCAGUUAUUUCUAUUCCCUUACUCUUUCCCUGAUUCUUUCUUAAAAUUUACUAUUGAACCUGCUUCCAUUACCAUGUACGAAAUGCUUUUUUUGGCAUAGAUUUUUUUGUAUCCUGUCAACACUGGUUUAAAUGUUUUUAAAAUGUACACUUGAUUCUGUCCAUUAAAAUUCCAUACAAGAAUUAAAGUUUUCACAAAGCUCAACUUUAAA
Messenger RNA from Chiloscyllium plagiosum (whitespotted bambooshark), 3028 nucleotides. It is a transcript of the gene rad1, whose product is annotated as RAD1 homolog (S. pombe). Gene Ontology annotation, biological process: DNA repair; DNA damage checkpoint signaling. Lineage: Eukaryota; Metazoa; Chordata; Chondrichthyes; Orectolobiformes; Hemiscylliidae. The record is from RefSeq and is a predicted model, not a curated record. Gene Ontology annotation, cellular component: nucleus; checkpoint clamp complex.